This is a messenger RNA of Pelobates cultripes (western spadefoot toad), 21876 nucleotides long. Lineage: Eukaryota; Metazoa; Chordata; Amphibia; Anura; Pelobatidae. The record is from the annotation of a GenBank genome assembly.
CCUGAUAAGAGAGUACAUAUAAUUAGCUAUAGUCUGCUUAAUGAGCACAUGGAUUCUGACACUUCCUUCUGAUUGUUUUAAAAACCCUUUUGGUUUCCCCCUAAUUGAACACAACACUUCAGCUCUAAUUCACCUUUAAUUACUCAAUGGAAAUCCUUCACAAGGGCUCUCCAAACUUCCCAGGUUUGAAUAUGGGCGGGCAGAGCCGCUCUGGCCCUUUGCAGAUAAGAGCAGCACCUAACGGGUUAAAGAACAGGAAUGUAUCCAUUCACUGCCGAACGUUCGAAUGCUGAGUGCUUUAUGUAAAUAGAAGAUUGUAAUUAUAUCAUCAUAGGAUGGACUAAGCCCCCACCCAGGCCCUACCCCCAAUAUCCAAUAAGAACAGGCUGAGACUGACACCUGCCUAUAUUACUGCGGAGCAGAGGAAACUCUUGCACACUCAUCUUUUCCCACCGCAAACAAAUAUUAAGUCAGUGGAAUCAAGGGGUGGGGGAAAAAUAGAGGAACAGGGGAAAGGAGUGAGGCAAAAAUCAAGAGAUCUCUUUACAUCAGCCAGCUAUGACUUCCAGUAAGAUUGAAAUGCCUGGAGAGGUGAAGACUGAUCCUGCAGCCCUAAUGGCAUCUUUACAUCUUCUGCCUCUACCUACCUCCAACCUGGAAGUGAAGCACACCAAGGUAAGUGUUGUUAAAUCCUCGCAGUCCUUGUGUUCGUAAUAACCUGGGUUUCUACAGCUCCCAUUUCUCUCAAUGGACUGAUUUAACAGGGUUGUAGUCAUCCAAACUUUCCAGGCUAGGGCCACUUACUGUAGACUGGUAACCUACCAGCAUAGUCCACAUGUGUUGUGUUCUGAGUUCCCAGGCUCCCUGCUUGGGUUCUGUUUGGGAUUUAUCCUGUUAUUUAGGAGCGAUGGAAAUCCUAGAUAAUCAUAACUCUAGCUUUUUUUUCUUUCUACUUUUUUAAACGGCUUUUCAAUACCUUGAACCGUUAAAUGUAAAAGACCUAACUGUGGUCAUUUUCCCUCCAUAUCCACACACUAUUCAUAACCAGUGUGUGUAUAUGUAUGUAUGUGUGUGUGUGUGUAUAUAUAUAUAUAUAUAUAUAUAUAUAUAUAUAUAUAUAUAUAUUUUUUUUUUUUUGCGCCUGUAAAUGUAUGUGCUAAGCACUUCCUAUAAGUAUCUAAUUUUCCUGGUCCGUGCCCUCCGUGAUCGAAUCCUAUCCUUGUAAUCUACACUACUUGUUAUCGGUCUUUCAGUUCGAAAUAUUAAACACUGGGAACUUUUUUUUAUUUUUUAUUUUUUUUUUUUCUGUAUUUUGUGACAGAUAAAUGUGAGGCGAUCCUCCCUUCGGCACUUAAUGAGUUAAUCUGUUUCUCCAUCUAUAUACACCGCAAAUCCUAAUGAGCCCUUUGUUUUAUUAAUGGGCUUAGUGUGUACAAAUACUCUGUGCAAUGUUUUUAUUGUGGUUUCCGGGUUGCAGAGCUGUGUCUGUGACUGUUAUGUUUUCCCUAACUUUAUGUAUACACAUGUAUUUAACAAUCCGAGGACCACUACAAAUGUUUUAUUUAUUUUUAUGGUUUAAAAAAAAAAACAGUUUUGCUAUGCUUUAAUCCAUGGAGUAGGGAGUUAGGCUUAACAUCGCCCUGAGAUUUGUUUUUUGACUUCAAUGUAUUAACGUCGUUAUAUUAGAUAUUAUAAGAUCGUUAUAUUAAAAACCUGAAUAGCCUUAUUCAAUACACUACAAAUGGCAGAAUUUGACUUAAAAUAGCCAAGCUAGUUUUAGAUGAAUUCCUCAAAAUAGACUAUACUUUUCCUUUCUGGUUUCAGCUUGGUGCAACUUUUUAUUAGUAUGUUUAUGGCGCCAACAAAUUCCGUAGCGCUGUACAAUAUUAUCAGAGGGGAAUAUUUAACAAUAAAGUAGACAAUUACAAAAACUUACAGGAACAAUAGGCUGCAGAGGAUCCUGCCCAAAUGAGCUUACAGUCUAGAGGUAGUUCAGUUAAUAAACUCCCUAGGUUUGUUCACUAAAUGGCAACUAUUAAUUUUUUCCAAACUUAUUAUACUUAUUUUUGCUAGAGAUUCUCCAAUCUGAGAUCAUGUAAAAUACAUUUCAUCUCACACCUAGCACUUAAAUAGUUAAAUCCAGCAGGAAGUCAGUCUGUCACCUGAAACACUUUAAUUUUCCUAUGCCCUGACUUGUAUUUGUUUUAUCUUAUCCUGAUGCAGAUCAAAGGUCUUGUUUCAUUUUCUAACAAUCUUUUACACAAAGUAAAUAUAUACAUAGGGAUAUUUUAUUCCUCUUAUCUAAAACACUUCUUUAGUGUUUUGUUUUUUUUUAUUUUUUUUUUAACUUGGUAAGGUCAAAAUAAUCUGACAUGACUGAUACUGAUGAAUAUAUGGGUAACUAUUUGGCUUAAUAAAAAUAUCAACUUGCCUUGGUGGGAAAUUGAAACCCUUAAGUGUAACUGAUAACAUAUUAGUGGGGUUAAGACAUUAUUUAUUUUAUUUUAUUUAUUUAUUUAUUUUUUUCUCCCCAAUAAACUCCCAGGUGAACUGUCCCCCUUUUUUUUUUUUUUUUUUCCUUGCAAAAGGUGCUAUGUGGGGUGCAAGAUGCUGUGUAGGUUUUUUUUUUUUUAACUUUGAUUUUCAAAACUUUAGGAUAAGAAAUAAUGCUUAUUACUUGGGUAUCUAAAAUAUCUCAGUUGCAUUGCAGAGGCGCUGAAAGGAUAAAUGUACCCUUUCAAUAGAAAAGUGUGAUUCCCUCUUCCCUAACUAUAGAGUUUAUUUACUAAAAAGAGGGCAAUUGAUAAAGCUUAUUUUUAAUAUGAAAACUUUUUUUUUUUUUUUUUUUUUUUCAACUCUACUGUUUUUGCAGGUCAGCUUUUAAUAAAGUUCUGUGGUGAUUAGGGAUGUCUUUAUAUUAAAGAAAAUGUAUUUCUUUGAAAUUGCCUGCACCUACAAACUUUUCAAUUGGUCACAAGUUUUGGCCUACAAUAAUGGGUGUAGGAAUAAAAAAAGUGUCAUUUCCUAAGAAAUACAACUCAUUGUAGUGAAUUAAAAACUGUCAACUAGUUAAUGUUGCAUGACUGGACAUUUUUUUUCCAAUUCAAUUUAACUUAAAUCAAGUUAGCUAAAAACACAUUUGGAUAUAUCUCAAUGCUGAUUAAAAUGGCUUCUUUUUUAUAUAUGAAAAGGGUUAAUUCUGGACCAAAGAGCAUCAGGAUUACCCUGUUGUCUAAGGUGUUUUUAGAAUUGGGGAAGGAACCAUUAGCCACGACAGGGUAAUCUCUAAAUCCUGAUGUGGUAGGGGGUACACGAGGGCUGGGAACCCCUGUUUUACUGGUAUGGGUUUGUGGUGUGUGUGUUCUUAUUAACUUCUAUCUUUGUAAGUGCACUUUAUUUCCUUGGCACAUAUUAAAUUUCCAGUAGUAUUAUUCACCCACCCCUAGCGUAAUGCACAAACUAAAUAUUGCAUUACAUUAUAAUUGCCACUUAUAUAGCGCCAACAGAUUCCGUAGCACUUUACAAUAUUAUGAGAGGGGGGAUGUAACUAUAAAUAGGACAAUUACAGGAAUGAUAGGUUGAAGAGGACCCUGCUCAAACAAGCUUAGUCUAUUUACUAUAUAGUGCUAUAUGCGGUGAAUCUCACUGUACAUUUUCACAAUGUCCAAGCGCACUGUAACAGUGUUCACUUAUAGUGGCAUUUUCUGCAUUGAUCUUUGCAAUUCAUGCAGAAUAUAUGCAAAGUAAAAAGGGGGUUAGCCAUCGAAUUCUAUUUUUAACCUGAUCCGUGCCAGUCCUGACUGAAGGAUUUAACUUUCACCAUAUUGGUGCUAAAAGUAAGGCCCAGGGGAGACCUAUUUAAUCGCUCCCAUGGUAAAUUUUCUACUAGCAUGAUGAGAAAAAAAUGAAUGUGUGUACUUAUUGUAUUUAAGUCAAUAUUUAUUUUUUGUCUUUAUACAUGUGAAAAACGUUAUUUUUUGGGGGAUGACUGUUCACCAAGGGUGCCGGGCACUAUUUAGGUUCCUAGGUAACCGACUCAUUGACUAAUGCUUGAAUAGCUAUCCUCUCAGUAAUGUGUAGCUCAGGGUUGCAUGAAUAAAUUCUGGUGCACUCUUGGGUCAGGGGUCUGUAAGGGGUGCCUGUCAUUUAAUAUUGCAGUUUGCACGUCUCCCUGUGGCUCAGUGUUUCUACCACAUGGGUGACAAAUGUCCCCUUAUUAAAGCAACAAUAGUCAUUCUAGGUCUUCACUAAUUAUAUUGAGUUCAGCAAUGAGCAUAAAUUCUGUGAUUUGUGACCACAGGGUGUCCGAAGCGAUGUGAACAUGUGAGAUUUGGUUCUUGGAAACCAUGGGGAUAGUCAUAUAAAUGGAUCAAUAUUUUAAACCAACGAGAGAUAGAUAUGUAUGGUUUUUUUUUUUUUUUUUUUAAUAUAUUCUAGGUCCCCCCCCUCUUACACGCUGACCCCUAAAGUAAUAGAAAGCUGUGCUUUAGUAGUCAUAAACCUAACUAGGGCAUCUACUUGUCCAAAUAUAAAAAGACAAUGUGUUUUCUGUAAUUUAGUUUUUGGCCACAAAUAUAAAACAAUGUGUAAAUUGUAAACCUUCUAUGAAGUCUUGUCUUCAUUCUAAAGCAAAAAUGAUCUGAAGUUUGAAACCUUAACUUCAGAAGACUGUAUUCUUGGGUUUUUGUGACUUGUUUGCUCCCUACAUGCGCAACUUGAGAGAGGGUGGCAUACAAGCAGUGUGUGUGUGUGUUUAAAGGCACGACAAAUUGACUGGUUCUAAGGAAUUAACAGUGUGAAAGGGGGUCUAAUUGACAGCAGAAAUGUGGAGAUUUAACCCCGUAAUGUAAAAUUUUUUAAUUUCUCUUCCCUGCCCUUCCCUUAUUUCUAUGGAGCAGUUUUUAAUAGAAAUUUUGCUUUUUAUAAAGAAACCUUUGUUAUACCCCACACCCCCUUUCGUGGCUGUCAAUCAGGCGACCGGUCCUGUUACCUCCUGGUUAUGGAGGUAAACUCUGCAGUAUCAUGUAGUCGAAUACUUAAAAUGUACACCAAGAGAGGAACAGUUCUGCUUAUGACUUGUACAUACCUCCAACACUUCAAAUGUUUAAGCGACUGUUCAAUUUUAGGGGUGUGAGAUGGGGCUGUUGUGAGAUUUUUUUUUUUUUUAAUAUAAUUAUAUGCAGCAUGAAUAUAACUGCAUAGAACCAAUGCACCUUAUUUGCAGACUACCUUCAAAACAUUUAUUGUUUAAAACCACAGUACUCUGAGUCUUCUUGCUUUAGAGCUCUGGUAUACACUCAGACACUGACAAUAUGGAGUUCGUAGAGAAGGGAUAAUGGGUUCCCAAUUAGGGAUUGUUAAUUGCUAAACGAGGACAGUUGGGAGGCCUGCUUACCAAGUCUCUUAAAAGUCUCUAGUUUUGAGCAGUGGUGGAUCCAGAGCCUGAUCUCGGGAGGGGCACUUGUAGAUUAUUUAAAUAAAUAAUCCAGGCACAAUAACCACUACAGCUCAGUGUAGUAGUUAUGGUGUCAGUAGUGCCAGGAUUCCACCCCAGAGUAAGUAGUCAUACCGUUUAAGAACAGUUUGACAACUUACCUGGGGUCUGCUGGGAUAUAGGGUAUAGGAGCAGUGGUGUGUGUUAAGGGUGAAGUGUGUGAGUGCGGCAGUGUAUGUCAGGGUUGUAGUGUGUGUGUUAGGGGGCACUGUAUGUAUGGGGGACAGUGUGUGUAUGGGGACAGUGUUUGUGGGGCAGUGUGUGUGUAUGGGGGGCAGUGUGUGUAUGGGGACAGUGUUUGUGGGGCAGUGUGUGUGUAUGGGGGGCAGUGUGUGUAUGGGGGGGGGGCAGGAGGCUUUUUAAUAAUAAAUCAUUAUUUUUUUUUUAAAUAAAAUAAAUAUUCUAUGUCCCCCCUCCCUUCUUACCUUUAUUUAGGAGGGGGGACAUUUCCCUGGUGGUCCCAGUGGUGAUUCAUUGGUGGUCAGGUGGUUAGAGUGAACUCUAGCCCACGCUCCCGGGCUAGAGUUCACUCUCGCGAGAUUUGGAGCGUUGCCGUGGUAACCGCGGCAACGCUCCAAAUCUCGAGCGAGGAGGACCCGGAGGAGCUGCAGACUGAGCGCCGGGUCCUCCCUCUCACUCCCUCCCUCCGCCGCCGGCUGUCAGCACAGUGCCUGCGGACCGGGGAGGGAGAUCUCUGAUCUUCCUCCCCGGUCCGCAGGCACAUUGCAGGGCUAGCACUUGGGCAAUGCCAGCCCUGCAUUAGCUGGCAGGGGGGAAUCUCGGGGGGGGGGGGGUCAAUUGCCCCGUUGCCCCCCCCCUGGAUCCGCCAAUGGUUUUGAGUCAAAUUUUUGUUCUAAUAGAUGAUGUGAUGACCAUAUGGAGGCUUUCCAUGGCAUGUCUUGAUGUGUGCACCUACUGUAAUGCAUAUUCCAAUUUAUCCACACUGUGUGGUGUGGUUGGGGUGUUUAUUUUAUUUUUUUUUUUUCUCUAACCUUGGCAUUGCAGUUGUCCUCCUCUGCAUUCAGAAGUGACUGUGGAGGGUAGCUUUUAAUUGUAUUGUCAAGGUAGCCUUUAGAUAAACCUAAUGGCGCAAACCUCUUCACUGGAUUUAAAUCGUGAAGAGUUCCGAUUUUUGAACUAUUGAUGUGCCAUGAGGGUUACUUAAUGGGUGCUGUAGGUAUGCCAUAUCGCAUGGGUAGGCAGCCUUCAGCACUUCCGAUCUUGUGGGUUUGACUCCCCUGAUGUCUUGUGAGCACUAUGGUAGACUUGUUCCACGAUAUGUGGAGUGCCAAAGGAUGCCUAGAUUAUGGAUUGGCUAUCACAAAGCGUGUGCGAGUGCAAAUGUCUACUUGUGGGACUGAUUAGGAAUGACAUUGCAGAUUCGACUUGUCUGCAUCCUUGUGGGACUGAAAACCCAAAUUGACUGUCACAGAGCUUGGGAUAAGGUGACAAGUUAUGUCUAUAUUCAGUUACUUUCCAGCAUAUUUCACUACAAAACUAGUUGUCGGUAUUUAAUGAACUUCCUAAUCCCCAUACCACCAAUAUUUUUAUAAUGUCCUUUAUCUGAUUGGGUCUAGAAGUUGUGGUGUUGGUCUCCUAACUAAUCAAUAAUUGGCAUUAAAUAUCCAGUAUAUCUAAAAUGACUACCCAGAUAGGUUAUCUCAAAAGAUGACUAAUGGGCCUCUUUGUUUUGUGCAGUAUGACCUAAAGGUUGCUGCAAGACCACCACAUUUCUAGAAAUGUAAGUGAAUGGUCUCCCUUAAGAAAACAAAUGUAUUCAUCCAUAACUAAACGCACACAAACUUAAACCACUCGCUAAGCAAAAAAGUUUAUCGAGAUGUAAUGAAUAGUAAAAUAAGGUGCUAUUAAUAUCAUUUGAUGGGGUUGGGGGGAGGUUACACAGGUUACUAGUUGUGACAGUUACCGACUAACAGAAGUACUCCAAUUCUGAAUGCAGAACUAUGUCCAUUCAUUGUAAGACUUUGUUAUGCUCUGAAAUAAACCAAUGUUGCAGCAAGAAAUGAAAUCAUCAGACUGACCUACCUGUUCGGUCUCUGAGCUGUAAUUGAAUAUCCGCAGUUAACACCUGCACAGUUAAGGUGAUAAAGCAUGAUCAUUGGGGAAAUUGCGAUGUUAUGCAAUUCAUAUAAAGCUAAUAUUUCAUCAGGACCUUUGGCUAAAAAAAAAAAAAAAAGCUAGCAAGAUACAAACAUCUGUGUGCCACAGGGCAGUUUGCUCUUCAUAGAGCCCCUAAUAUUUAGUUUUCUCAUGGCCCUUUGGGAUAAAAUAGUUUUUAUGUCUCCAUACUUUAAAUUCUUACCCUUUCAAAAAUAAAACGCUACUACCGCAUUAUACACAGGCCGCACCAGUAGGCAGCACACCCUACUACAUAUCACUCUAUGUAAACCCCACAAUGACAUUGAUGCUCUGUAUUACUUUGUGCAAUGUUGUUUUCUUGAAUAUUCUGUAUGUUCACAUGGUAUGAGACAAAGAAUUUUAAAUUAAAUAUAUUUAAAAAAAUUAUAUAAUUUUUUUUUUUCCCCUAUGUAGUGAACUUCUUGAAAUAUUGACUUUAAAAAAAAAAAAAAAAAUGUACGUGAAUUGGCCUCUAGUCCAGCAAAGUCUCAUGAAGGGGUCCGCUAUUUUAAAAUGUGGGGUAACUACACUUCUUUGCAUCUAAUUGGCUUGACUGUAUUUCAGACCCUCUGGUCUUUUACUUUCAAAUAUGUAGUCUAUCCAUGAACCAAACUACUCAAAAUGUGAGCUCCUUCAUCAUCAAGGAAUCUGUGUGGGUCCCUCUCCCCACUGUUCUCUCUUCUUCACAAGUCUAAUACUUGCAAUGACAGAAGCUGGUGGCAUCAUUUUGAAGGAUUGGGGACUAUAGUUAACUGGUAAAUGGCAGAAGUUGAGGAACUUACCCUCGUUUUCAUGUUCAUACACAUUGUUUGGUUUUUUGCAACAUUUUUAUUUUUUUAUUUUUUUUUAUUUUAUUUUUUUCUAUUUCAAUGGGGAGCAAUGGUUGCUUGGAUGUUAAAAUCUGCUUCCUGCCCAUACACAAAUUCUUAAAUCCAUCUCACUGAAAUCUAGUGUUAAAAGUUUUAUAUUAUUUUUUUUUUUUUUUUUUUUUUUUUUUUUUUUUUACACUUGCAAUUAAUGCAGCUGUGGAAGCAACAUGUAGAUCACAACAUAGUAAAAUCUAAAUUUAAUUGAGAUUUCAAUAGGGCUUCCCUUUAAAUACCCCUUUCUGUACACACGUGUGCAAUUAAUGCACACUAAGGUUUAUUUUAUUUCUCUGUGAAAUAUGUACACUUGAUGGUGAAUUAAAUGGCAAACGCUGUUGCUGAUUUAUGGUCUAAAGUCUGCUUUAAUUAACACUGAAUCUAGAGCCAUUACUAUUGUAGAUGGCGUUGACUAUUGAAUGUGAACAAUGUGCUCUCUGGGUGCUGUUAUAUAAUUUACAUUGAAACUAGACCUGCUUUUCUAAGGGGUCUCCUCUUUGUCAUGUAACCGUCAGCGUUCAUUAUAUACACUCUCCAGAUAGGAUCAUUUCGUGUCACAUAGUUUCUCUGAUUUACAGACUGCCCUUGGAACAGUCACUAUAAAUUAGAAAGUAGAGGAAAGGAGGUAGAAAACUAAUUUAAGCUUUGCAGGGAUUCCUUGUGGGUUUUUUUUUUUUUUUUUUUUUUGCAAUGUGUCAUCACUUGUCCACUGCUUGGCAUUUUUAUGAAGUGACCGUAAUGAGAGUCAGAUUAAAUGUACAAUGCAUAUAAUCAACAACCAUCAGUCUGUAUAGAUUUGUAUUUUUUUUUAUUUUAUUUUAGUCUGUUCUAAAAAGCCCCUAGUGAAUGUAAAUUUAUUGCUAAAGAAUCUGGGCUUGGUGGUAUGGAGUGAAUGUCUGUGGCAUGGUACUACCUGAUACAGAACACUAAAAAAAGUUCAAGUCUUAAGUGUAAGGUUUUGCUUGUAAACCUGGCAGCUGGUGGAUUUCAAGACUUGAAACUAUUCCAGACCAUUCGAUGAGGAAUUUUACACACACAUGCUGUAGUAAAUAGGGGUUUUACAGCCAAUUUAAAUGUGAUCAACGUCCGUUAAUGGGUGGAUAACUAAUAUCUUAUGGUCUUUAAAUUAAAGCUAGGAAGGGGCAGCAGUUGCUACUUCUCUUAUGGCGUCCAUGAGAAGAGCUGACCUUCUUGUAAUUUCAUGAAACUAUAUAUUUAAAAUUCUGAUCUCAAUAGAGUUGUAACUAGAAUUUCAAACCUUUCUGACUUGUGCAAUAAAACCUUUUUACGUUGUCUCCUCACAUAGACUCUACAGAGAAUGGUGACUGCUGCUUGAUCUACCCUAUGUCACUCACUCCUCACUCCCCCGGGUCCAUACACUGGUCUGCAGUGCUCCAUUUUCUGUCUUUCAACAGCUGUAGGCUAAAGGUGUACUGUAAGAUUGAAAGUAGAAUCCGUCUUGCUGGGGGGUAAACGGAGCAUAGAUAUGGACCACUUUUUCACUUAAAAGGCUCUUCUAGGACUAUAAAAUAUAUAUAAUUUUUUCAUUUUUUUUUUUUUUUAUCUAAUCAAGCUGACAAAGUAACCUUCCUACUUUAGUCUCUCUCUCCGUUAACAUAUGUAACACCUCUUCUGUAUGGCUAAUAUAAUGCAUAUGGCACUCUGUAGUGUACUGCGAAGUAUAAAUUGUGCAUCUGGCUUAUUCUGGAUCAACUGCAGAGUGGCAUUCGAUGCAUUUGAUUCUGUAACUUGAUUUCUUAAUACCAAACCAAUUCUGCAAUAAACUAAAACUGCUUAUCUGCCAGACUGUCUUUAAAAAUAAAUUCCAACCCCAAUAUAAGAAAUAAAAUGCAACGCUUGUAACCUCCCUCCCUAGUGGCCAAGUAUCUUAUGUAUGUCUUCCAAUAUUCAUUCCUCCUAGAUUUUCAUCAACAACGAAUGGCAAAAUUCAGAGAGUGGAAAGGUCUUUCCAGUGUACAAUCCAGCAACAGGAGAGCACAUUUGUGAAGUUCAAGAAGCUGAAAAGGUAAUGAUUGGGGUUUUUAUGUGCAUGCCAUCUAUUUUACAUUGCAGCAGCAACUGACAGCAUGGUGAAGCGAGCUUCAUUUAAGACAAAUGCAGUUUUUCCUAGAAUACAUUGUGUACUAUAUUAGUUCCUGGUUUGAACUUAAGGCUAAAGUCAACCAACACGAAAACUGAAUUCCUUAUAAAAUGAGGCUUUUUAAAAAAAAGUGUUCCCAUCAACAGGCUGAUGUAGACAAAGCAGUGAGGGCUGCCCGCUUGGCUUUCUCUUUGGGCUCAGUCUGGAGGAGAAUGGACGCAUCAGAACGUGGGCGACUCUUGGACAAAUUGGCUGAUCUAGUGGAAAGGGAUAGAGCUGUUCUUGCUGUAAGUGGAGACUCUUGGUUAUUUCCAGCCUCCUGCUUGGAACAAUUUACUGUGGGGAAAAAAAUCCAUUUGUAAUCUCAAACUGACUAGUCUUUGAAUGUCGUCUAUGCUUUAUGUUCCAGACCCUUGAAUCUCUAAAUAGUGGGAAGCCAUUUUUACAGUCUUUUUAUGUGGAUCUUCAAGGUGUUAUCAAAACGUUUCGCUAUUAUGCUGGCUAUGCAGACAAGAUACAUGGAAUGACUAUCCCAGCCGGUAUGUGUAAUUAACCAGCAGGACCUGCUGAUGGUAUAAGACUUUUCUCCCUUGUGUGUAAACAUGAGUAUAUAUUUACCUGCUUUCCACCCUUUGCCUCUCUGCAUAGAAUAUCCCAUUGUAGAUAUUGAGAAAGUUGCGUCCAAAAUAAAGCCAUUGAAGCUGUACACCCACAGCCUGCUUGCUGAUUAUGCUGUGUUUCCAAUGGAACUCUGCAAUGCGAGACUGUAACCUCUGGUUCCAAGUGGUCAUGCUUUCCAGAAGUGGUGCUCCUGUAGGCUGAGGCCUAAUCUGUUUUAGUGAUGCCACCAUGAAAGUGGGACAGUUCUUCUAUUUGUCUAUGUAUUUAAACUAUAAAUCACAUGAAAUAUAACAUUGGUGGGUUAAUGUCAUACUCUGUGUCUAUGACUUGAAGUAAGAAACUGGGUGACCAAGAAUUAAUGCUUCAUAAUUUUCUUAAAGCAGUAACUGAGUGAAGGGCAAGUCACCUCAAACACUUUAUCAAGAUAAAUAUCGCUUACACAAAUGUAUAAAACUACACAUUCUAAUCCUAAAUGAAGAACCCCUUCCCUUCUAGUAUAAACGUGGAAUAAUUUUGAUCCAUGGGUCUUAUUUCCCUUCUAAGAUUGGAUGGAGAGAGAAUACUUUUUUAUUUUAACUGCAUUUGACUUCAAGAACUCUGUUUGAGGCAUUCUAGUCCACGGAUAAUAUUUAUCUUCCAUCUAUUAAUUCAGGGAGUGCAUGGAUUUGUGCUUUAGUACUCUUCCACAAUUUACUCUCCUAUACCACAAAUACUAGACACAAGGUUCUGGAAAAUAAUGUAUUGAGCAGCCUUCAUUCUGUAGGUGGUCUCCAUAGGCUGAAGACCAACCAAAACAUACUUGGAAGAUCCACAGUGACUGAAUUUUCCAAAGUUGGAUGGUGAUGGGGAAACUGUUAGAAUAACUCUGCUUGUUAACUCCCUGUUAAUCAUUUGGAAGAUGAGAAGUGGGGAAUGAAAAUUAGCAAUUGUAAAUAUCCAAAGGAAUAAAGCUCUCAGUGCAGAUUGCGCCCUCUCUGGUACAACUUACCACGUAGAAUUCUUCCACUAAAAUUCAAGUUUAUAAUUUUUUCUUUUUCAGAUGGUGAUUAUUUUACUUUUACAAGACACGAGCCCAUUGGAGUGUGUGGACAGAUCAUUCCAGUAAGUAUCUAACUUCCUACUACUUAAAGACAGCUGGAAGUGUUCAAUACAUGCCCCCUCUCCAAAGUCCAAUUUAUAUCUACACAAAUAAGAAAAUGCAUGCAUAUCUUUAUUUGGCGUAUAUCUACUAAACGUCUCUCCAGUGUAUGGAGUGUACACUUUUUAUUUUUUAUUUUUUUGGAACACUAUAACACGAGGAAUAAAGGUUUGCAUUUCAUACACUAGAGUCUUCUACUCACGCACUUGUCUGUGCCUCCCUCACACAGACUAAAAAAGGUAGUUUACUUAACUUUCAGCCCAGUGUGCUGUGUCCAACCCCUUGGCUGAUAUAAUCAUCUUGAUGACCUGUUCCGAUGUUUCCACGUAGGGACGCUUUGAAAGGGUACUUGGCAAUAACCGUGCUUCGCCAAUCUGCAUCUCCUCAUAGAAAUGCAUUUCUAUGGGGAACAUUCAGCCUCUUUAUGCACGUCACGAGAGACACUGAACGUAUGUUCUGCGACCAUUGCAUGACCUUAUCCAGGAAAUCCUUUUAGUGCUGGUCAGUCUGUGACAAAGCAAUUUGCAAGGAUCUACCACCAGGGACAGACAAUAUGCCCCAGCACCACUACAUUAAGAAAUUACACUUAUGAAACCAGUACAACUUAAAGGAACACUGUAGGUACUGGAAUUUUAUUUUUAUUGAAAUUGUUGGCUAUGGGUCUAUCCCCACAAAUUCUUGGAAACACAGCUUUAAGCAAUGUCUCAAUGCCAUCUACGUAUCGAAGCCAGGACUGUUACUUUCUGUCUAUCAUACUGUGAUGUCACUCGUUCAUGGGCAGUAUCAUCACAGACUGCCGCAGAGAAUGAUUGUAAUCCGUCAGAAUCCUGGGCGUAUAAUGGCAUGCUCCUUGAGAAACGUCUGGCUUCCAAAACUGAAAACACACCAAGAACAUACUGGUCACUACAAAAUAAACUAGCAUAGGAAUUGUCCUGUUCAGCUUGUAAUUACUGUAUAGUUUUUCCUGGUUGUUCUGUCAUAAUUUAAGAUGAAAGCCAGAAAUAUGUGCUAUAGUAGAACAGAACCUUUUUAAAGUCACCCUAGCCACUGAGUGCAGUGACCCUGUCAAGGGGAGGCAUGGAAACCUGAAAAUAAACAGGGACACUAAAGCAUUAGGGAAUGGAAACGUUAAAAAGGACACUAGUCCCCAGAACUACAGCUUAUUGUAUUUGUUUUGGUGGAUAUAGCCUGUCCCUGCAGGCUUUUUGGAGUAAAGUGUUUUCAGAGAAAAUGCAGUGUUUACUUUACAGCCUAGUGAUAACUUCACUGGCCACUCCUCAGAUGGCUGCUAGAGGUGCUUCCUGGGGCAGUGUUGCACAGUGAGCAGCACUGCCAUUCAGUGUCUCCACCCUUUGCAUGGAGACGCUGAAAAUAUUUCUCAGAUCCAUUGAUUCAAUGCAUCUCUAAGGAGAUGCUGAUUGGUCAUGGCUGUAUUUGGCUUGUGCUGGCUCUGCCCCUAAUCUGCCUUCUUGAAAGUCUAUGUGAAAGCAUUGUGAUUGGCUCAGAUCAACACUUCUGAGCUCUGCCAAGCAGGCAGAUCUGGGGCAGAGCUAGCAGCAGUAGACUGGAAUCAAAGUAAGGUUUUGAUAUAUUUAGGGGGUUAGAUGGUGUAUUUAACAACCUAGGCAUACAUGUCUGUUACUGACCCUAGUGUUCCUUUAAGUUUUGUCCUUUUACCCUGUGUAGGAUAUGAAUGCUGUUCUGUCUGCAGAUUUUUUUCCUACGCCAGAUGUCACUAAUAACUCAUUAACUCUAAUGCUUUAAAUUGUUUUGACAAUGCAUCUUUAUACUGGACUAAUGCACUUGCUAGGGGUGUGUGGGGUCCCUCAUUUUCCUAAGACAAAAUAAACUGAAUUCUCAUUCUUCUGUUCUAGAAAGCCUAACAAAUCUAAGUUUCCCAAGUCAGCAGUAGUACUUGGCAAAUGGAUGUCAGUCCAGGGUCUAUGCCUAAUGCUUGCUUUUGCUAAAUUGGCACAAAAUAAUUCUGAAAGCUGCCCACAUCCUGCUAAAAUGAAGGCGUAGGGAAUAAGAAUUUCUUUGUAUACUAAAUGUAUAAGCUAGCAAGAAUCAAUCUUAUGGUGUUUAAAAAAAAAAAAAAAAACACCCCCACUAAUCUAGUUCUUCCCCCUCCCUCGUCCUGUGAUUUCAGGAAUAUUUUAGCUCCAUUUAAUAGGAAUCUGGAAAAUAAUGUGUUUCUGUGCAUUAGACCUCAUUCUUCAACCUGUUUCAUCCUACAGUGGAACUUCCCCCUCUUGAUGUUUGCGUGGAAGGUGGCACCUGCACUGUGCUGUGGGAAUACAGUGGUAAUCAAACCUGCUGAGCAAACCCCUCUCACUGCACUGUAUAUGGGAGUCCUGAUUAAAGAGGUAAGGAGGAGAAAAAAAAAACCUCAAACUACAUAUAAUAAAACAGAUACAUUCAUUUUAAGUACUAUAUUUUCACUCUCCCUUUAGGCUGGAUUUCCACCAGGAGUCAUUAAUAUUUUGCCAGGCUAUGGUCCAACUGCAGGCGCAGCGAUCUCUUCUCACCCUGGCAUAGAUAAAAUAGCUUUCACUGGGUCGACUGAGGUAUGUAUAUGUGCUGUGCUAGGCAGUGUUUAUUUAGACUCCAAUUAAAUGUUCAAUGUAUAUUUCUGCAGCUACUUGUAUGUGCAGACUUUAUUUUUUUGUUGUAUUUUUGUGUAAAAACUGACAUAGCUCGCUCAUUUCACUAGACUAUUGUAAUUAUGUCUGCUCUAACUGUAUUGUAAAGUGAAUGUUUAAUAGGAGUAGAAUGGCAACAAAGUCCACGGGGGGGGAGGGGGGGAGCCUUAUGUGGCUACCCGGUUUCUUGUGUGGGUUUUUUUUUUCUCUUGUAAUGUGCAUACUCUAACUCUUUAGGGGGAACCUGUUUUGUAGCCCGUUCCAGGGUAAGCUAUUGGACAAUGAUUAAGGCCAUCAACUGGCAUCAGAUAGCUAUGCCAAUGUUUACUACUUUAUGUGCAACUCUGAAACGAGUUGGGUGGGUUAAACUAGAAGCCGCUACCCUGGAACCUCUGCUUUAAUGAAUUUUGGAAUUGUAAAUGUCCUAAAGGUUCCCUUCCAUUUGCUUAGACUUGGUAGCAACACUUCUACUUACUGCAAGCCUUUUUAUGAUCCCAAAAGUAACAGCCUUCUGGUAUAACUAAGUAAUCUAGUUAAACCGUUCCAUAUUCAACUUUUCCUGUUGCAGUGCUCAACAUCACUUUUAUAGUUUAUAGCUAUUCAUUUUUUAUUUUAUCAACAUUUAACAAAAACAGAAGAAACAAUACAAAUAGAUCCAAUAUUUCAUUACAUAUCGACACAGUAAAUUCAUGUAGAUCUAGUACAGAGAAGUCUCAUUUACGGAAGUGUAUUCCUUUCAAACCGAAACAAACUAUGUGGACGUACAUAAUUAAGGACGGCAUACCUUGUGGCUCAGCAGCAGGGUGUGACCGUUUCAGUAUAUCCAAGGGAUCUUUUUGUUUUUAUUAGGAAAUCAUGAAAAUAAUUCUUUUAAACCUCUGCCAUCCUUAAAGGACCACUAUAGUGCCUUGAUGGUGCCCCGACCCUCAGGGACCCCCUCUUGCCGAGCUCUGGGGAAAGGGAUUAAACUUACCUCUUUCUCCAGCGCCGGGAGGGAGCUCUCCUCCUCCUCUUCGGCUGAAUGUACGUGCGUGCAUUCAGCCAGUCCAUAGGAAAGCACUCACAAUGCUUUCCUAUGGACGCUGGCGUCUUCUCACUGAUUUUCACAGUGAGAAACGCGGAAGCGCCUCUACCGGCUGUCAAUGAGACAGCCACUAGAGGCUGGAUUAACCCAUUUAUAAACAUAGCAGUUUCUCUGAAACUGGUAUGUAUGUAUGUAUUAACCCUAGAAGGAACUGGUACCCAGACCACCUCAUUAAGCUGAAGUGGUCUGGGUGCCUAUAGUGGUCCUUUAAUAUAAAGUAAUCCCCCCUCCCCCCAUAUGCUAUCCAGAGUUUCCAUAAAUCUUGAUAUGAAACAGAUUGACCUGAUUUUAGUAGUAAAGUUACAUUCCAUCAUAUACUGAUAUUCGAUUUGUGGAGGAUCAGCUGAUUUCCAAUGACGAGCUAUAGUAAUCUUCAAAGCAUAAAGAAUGAGUAAAUAUUUACACUUUAAAAAAAAAAGAGAAAUUUUAAUAAACUCAAGAGAGUAAUUCUCACAUCUUUGUGAUAAGUCUAAAAUCAGAAGAUAUAUGCAUCUUAAUAUCAUUUAGUAUCUUACAGGUAAAACAAAUAUGAAAUAUUGUACCAGUCUCCUUAUGGCAUCUCCAGCAUAUAGGCGAAUAAGCUUCAUACAUUUUAUGUAGUUUAGAAGGAACCAAGCAUAAUCUGUACAAGAUCUUUAAAUGAAGUUCUAACAAAAAUAUACAAUGACUGUUAUGGUACCGUUCAUAAGAGCUAUGGUUUUUCCCAUUAUAGCAUCCAAGUAGAGAGCACUCUGGAGUCUUUGUUUUAGAGGUCUUGAGAAAAGUCUAUUGUGACUGAAAUGUCGACAUUUUUUGUAUUCUGCACAAUAAAGACUCCAGAGUGCUCUCUACUUGGAUGCUAUAUUUUGGUCAGAGAUUACUUGCACCGGAGCAAAGAAAAGACCGGGAACAUUGAGUGCUGGGACCUGGGAAAAUAUAUAUGUGUAUGUGUGGUUGGUGUGUGUGUGUGUGUGUGUGUGUGUGUAUGUGUGUGUGUGUGUAUGUGUGUGUAUGUGUAUGUGGUUUUUGUUUUUUUUUUUUUUUUUUUUUUUUUUUUUCCCAUUUCCUCCCCACCCACCACUUGUACAAGUUUAGAAGAUUGGGAUAUUAAGCCUUUUAUACCUACACUAUCUAAAUAAUCGAAGUUAUGGUGUUCAGAUAUGUUUUGAGUUUAGAAUGUUUGAUCGUUAGCUAUAGAAAAGUUUUGCUACAGGGUGUAGUUAUCUUGUAAACAUGGGGAAACUAUUUUUUUUUUUUAAUUUUAUUUAUUUAUUUAUUUAAAGAUCUGCAUAUUUAUCCCUCAUAAUUUCCAUAUCGAUCCUAUCAUAAUGCAGAGUUUCAAAUGGGGCUUGAAUCUGAAAGAUUAAGUCUAACUUUUAAAACUUCUAGCAUGUCCAUAAUCAAAGUAUUUAAAUCCUUUCUUUGUUUACUUACGUCAAAGUUAAUUGACCAGAAUACAGUAUUUAUUUAAACUGACAAAUGGAUAGUUUUCUUGCUCUAUCUGGAACCAGGAAUCCCCCUUUACAAUUUAGUUUAUUCCCUAUCAUUACAUUUGCAAUUAGGCACGUUUAAUGUAACUCUGCAAUAUCUGACAUCACUUUUAAAAACCGUGUAAUGGUUUGUAAAUGCUAUGAAUUACUUUGCAUUACUGAUUUACUGAAAAAUCUGUUUAAUGAUCUCAUAAUGUCCUCUACUCUUCUCUUGAAUAAGAAAGCUAUCUAGAUCUUGCAAGGUUUGGAAUGAAAUGUCUAAAAGAUUGUGCAUUAUUGUGUCCCUAUGUACAAACUAGUUGGCAGUUGUAAAAUUCCAAACUUGGGGGAAGGGGGUGCUUUCUGAUAAUGGCUUGUAAAUUUGUUCUCUUGGCAUCUGCAAUUCUAACUCUGCUGCUUUUUGGAAUUGACCUUGACAAAACCUUUAAUAGUUAAUGUUGGAUAACAUGUGCCAGGUCUGCAUGUGAGAAUGAAAAUUAAAAUUCAGGAUAUUGCAAAGUGCACUCUAAACAACUUUCUUAUGGCUUUUAUAUUUCCAAAUUCUCUCUCAAUAUGCAGUUGAGAGCUUACCUAUAUUGCUAGGAAUAACCAAUGUCCCUUCAUGUUCAGGUCACAAGGAUUAUAUAGUUUUGAUGCAAAAUGUAAAAACUAAAUGGGUUCUUAACAGUCUGUCAGGUACCACAUAAAGUGCCUCAGCUCCAGCAACAAUGUCCUCUGAAAUUUGAAACAGUUAUUAAAUGAUAGUGGUAUUUGAUAGCCCUACUAUGAGACCCUUAUUAUUAUUAUUAUUAUUAUUAUUAUUAUUAUUAUUCAAACCUUUGCACUGGAUGUCAUGGUGGGGGGAUUUGUGGUUUUCUAUUUUACUUGGUCUAAGGGUUAAUUCUUUAGAUUUUCCCACACCUGAAGGUAAAUCUCAUGUCACAUGGACACUUGUAAACUACAAUUUGGUUAAUAGUGUAUGGGAAGAAUGCAUUUUGUAAAUACCUGCUGGUUGCCUUGUCUGUCUGGAUAUGCAUGUGAUACAGCCAUUUCUCACUCAAUUUAGUUGUUGAUGGUUGUGUGACUUCUCAAGGUCACACUACUAAGCAAGAAGUGCGGAAGUAAAUGGUUGCUGUGGUAGCUUCCUAGUGGCACUAGGAAGUUACAGAUUGCUUAGAUGGUUCAGGUGUUGGCGAUUCAAGCACUUGAACUGAUCUAUAAACGUUUGCCAUUUUCUGAAGGCAAACCAAUCUGAUCGGGUGUCAUGCGUAGAUGGUCUCUACACCACAUGUUACCGAGCUGGUAGACAUUUGUCAGUGGUAGAUCUUAACAGGGUACUACAUCUAGCUAAUGGACAAAACUUUGUUCCAUGGUUAACCUCGCCAACAGAUUGGCAUACUUAAGGUGCAGUAAGAUGCAACUAUUCUGGAGAUAUAAUGAACAGCACUUCUGUCUUGUAUGCAAGAUGUGUUGCCUGGGACCCACGAAAGUAUAGAGUUGCCUGAGGUUUUUAAUUACUCUGGGAUGGUGGCUGUUUUAACUGGACUGUUGUCACUCACAAAUGUGCAAGCAUUAUCUUUAUAUAUCCAUUAUAUAAUGUUGAUCUGGUCCUACAUAAGAAAAGUUGUAUCUUUAUAUAAAAAAAAAACUUUUUUUUUUUUUUUCAUUUUAGGUUGGUAAGCUAAUCCAAGAAGCGGCUGGAAAAAGUAACUUGAAGAGGGUGACUCUUGAGUUGGGAGGCAAGAGCCCCAACAUAAUCUUUGCCGAUGCUGACUGUAAGUUUAAAUGCAGCCGGUCUCCCUCUUAUGCUUUAUGACUCAUAUAGUGAAUCUCUCACAUUCUGGAGAAUUUGCUUCUAAACAUAUAUCCAUUCUUUAACUAAUAAGGAAUAGAAAAUUCAUAGCUAUCCCUCCCCCACCAAGGGUGCAUUGUGACCCUACUCUUGAUCUCUCCUUUACAGUGGAUUAUGCAGUGGAGCAAGCACAUCAAGGUGUCUUUUUCAACCAAGGCCAGUGCUGUACUGCAGGUUCUCGAACAUUUGUAGAGGAGUCUAUUUAUGAUGAAUUUGUACAAAAAAGUGUCGAACGUGCAAAGAGAAGGGUAGUCGGCAGCCCAUUUGACCCAACAACAGAACAAGGACCCCAGGUAUGUAAAGCCUCCCUCCCUCUGAUUCUGUGCUUUCUAUUGUGAAUUCCUCCCCAAUCUUAAUUUUGUUAAAGUAAUCCUGCUUGUGGAAAUGGGAUGCCAAAAAUCCCACCAUCUUUUAUUUGAUUUAUAUCAGAAGCAGGGUUUAUUUCUAUAUAUUUUUAUUUUUUUUUAUUUUUAGACUGAUAAGAAACAAUAUAACAAAAUCUUGGAACUUGUCCAAAGUGGAAUUGCCGAUGGUGCUAAACUGGAAUGUGGUGGCAAGGCUCUUGGCAGAAAAGGACUGUUCAUUGAACCAACAGUGUUCUCAAAUGUGACUGAUGAAAUGCGAAUUGCCAAAGAGGAGGUAAACACCUGUCCCUAAGCAAACUAUGUACAUUACUCCCACUUAUACAUUGUUUAGACUUCCUUAAACAAUUUCUUUAUAGCCUAACUUAUACUUCAGCAACAAUUACAAAUUUUAUGUUUCGUAAAUUGGGUGGGGUUUUUAUUUUUCUGAAGCCAUAGUCUUAAAUUUGUGAAUUUUACCAGGUUUAAUUUUAUUAAAUGUAACUGGAUUCAGGUAAUGUUGUGAAAAAGUAUAGUCCUCCCAAAGAAUAGAUACAGUCUUUGCAAAGCUAAUUAAUCUUGUCUUAAUUUUAUUUUAGAUUUUUGGACCUGUCCAGCAAAUACUAAGAUUUAAAACUACAGAAGAAGUCAUCGAAAGGGCCAACAACUCUGACUAUGGCCUUGUGGCAGCGGUCUUCACGAAUGACAUAAACAAGGCGCUUACGGUAUCUUCUGCAAUACAAGCUGGGACUGUGUGGUAAGUAGAUCAGAAAAGACUUCCUCUUGCCUUCCAUCAUCUGAAGCAUGUAACUUACAAAAAUAUUAAGGGACCUCUAAAUACACAUGCCGAACGAGACCCUUGGGAACACUAAUGUUUACUUGUGCCUCAACUGCAAAAGGUAUAUUAGUGUGUGUGUGUGUGUGUGUGUGUGUGUGUGUGUGUAUAUCUAUCUCCUAUAAAACACAAUUUAUGAAUGGCAAACUAUUUUGUAGAAAAAUCUAGGUAAUCUUGGGUUUUCUUUUGUUAAGGUUUUGAUCAUAUGCAUGUUUACCUUUUGCAGGUACUACUUGAUAAACGCUUCUUAUAGUUUAUUUUCCUCUCUUCCCAUAAUUUUUUCCUAAACAGGAUAAACUGCUACAAUGCAUUAAAUGCUCAGAGUCCAUUUGGCGGAUACAAAAUGUCGGGCAAUGGAAGAGAAAUGUAAGUAUUCAUUCCUGAAGAAGUAUAUAGCUUUAGAUGUGCAUUACAAGAAAAUAAUCUAUUUUGUCCUACUAAUUAAGACUAUAAAAAUUGAAAUAUAAAAUUGACAAUAUUCAACUUUUAUUUUAUUUUCUUCUGCAGGGGAGAAUAUGGUCUGAAGGAGUACACUGAAUCAAAAACUGUGACAAUAAAGAUCCCCCAAAAGAACUCCUAAGAAUUAUUUAAAAUAUAUCAAGAUCUUGUUAGAAUUACUAUUUUCUACAGAGUUUGGCAUUUCAGCAUUCCUCAAUUCACCUUCACAAUUUAGUUGAGCGAGAGUUGAUGCAUGCUCAGAUAUUUAUUCUUUGUAGUAAAUCUAGACUGUUUUAUCUUGUAAAAAUGUAUCUGGACCUGUCCUCAGGAAUAAGAAGCAUCCUAUCAUAUAUUUAAGCAGUUUCUAUACAUACAGUCUAAAAAUUGGUUAAGUAACUCAUAUUUUAAUGUCUUCAUAAAUUUCUUCAAAAUUUUAACCUUUUUAUUGUACUUACAGUAGGUUUUUAUUUGAAAAUGAAGUCAGUACAUAUUUGUUUGUGGUUUUUACUGUAUGAGAUCAUCUCACUUCUUGCAACUCCAGUAUAUAUCCUUAACUUGUCCUAUAGUUCUAGGCACUGUGUAAAAACACUGCUUGGCUUUGGAAUACAAAUCUAUUUACACAAGAGACUCCUCUUGUUCAAUCUAUGCUGCUUAUUUUAAAUGCAAUAAUUUAAGGUAUGAUGGAGGGAACCUAUAGUCCACCUAUUUUGCGUUCUGUUAUUAUUGUAUAAUUUUUUUUUAAUUGUAUAGUUUUUAGACUGUUAAUUAUGUAGGAGGUUCUGUUAACUUGUGUAUGCUGCUGUAAAUUCAGCUUUAACCCAAGUGAUGUGGUAACGCUUCCCUUACCUUUGUAUUGCUUAAUAAAAAUACACUAGACAACUGA